AUGGCUACUCUAGCGAUAGGUAUUGAUUUGGGUACAUCCUAUUCAUGUGUCGCUGUAUUUAAAAAUGGUAAAGUUGUAAUCAUUCCUGAUGAACAAGGUGAUAGAACAACACCAUCAUAUAUUGCAUUUACUAAUAAUGGACGUUUAGUUGGUAAUCCAGCUAAAAAUCAAGUAGCUAUGAAUCCAAAUAAUACAAUUUUCGAUGCUAAACGACUUAUUGGUCGUCAAUUUUAUGAUCCAACUGUUCAACAUGACAUGAAACUUUGGCCUUAUAAAGUAAUUAAUGAUCAUAAUAAACCAAAGAUUCUAAUUGAAUUUAAAAAUGAAGCAAAAGUAUUUACACCUGAAGAAAUAUUGUCAAUGAUAUUAACAAAAAUGAAAAGCAUAGCAGAAGCUUAUCUUGAAGAAAAAGUUACCGAAGCUAUUAUUAGUGUUCCAGCUCAUUUUAAUGAUUCACAACGUCAAGCAACAAAAGAUGCUGGUGUUAUUGCUGGUCUAAAUGUAUUACGUCUUAUAAAUGAACCAACAGCUGCUGCUAUUGCUUAUGAUUUGGAUAAGAACGUAUCCGGUGAAAGAAAUAUUCUUGUUUUUGAUUUGGGUAGUGGUAAUAUUAAUGUAUCAGUACUUAAAAUUGAACAACAAAUAAUCGAAGUCAAAUCAGUAGCUGGUGAUACAUAUUUAUGUGGUAAAGAUUUCGAUAAUCGAAUGGUAGCACAUUUUGUUAAAGAAUUUAAACGAAUCAAUAACAAAGAUUUAUCACAAAAUAAACAUAAUCUUUGCCGUUUGUAUACUGCUUGUGAGCAUGCUAAACGUACAUUAUCAUCUUCAUUACAAGCUUCAAUUAAAAUUGAUAGCCUUCAUGAAGGUAUUGAUUUCUGUUCAACAAUAACACGUGCUCGUUUUGAAGAACUUUGUGCUGAUCUUUUUCAUUCAACAACUGAACCAGUUGAAAAAGCUUUACGUGAUGCUAGAAUGGAUAAAUCAGAUAUUCAUGAAAUUGUACUCGUCGGUGGUUCAACACAUAUUCCAAAAAUACAAAAACUUCUAAAAAAUUUCUUUGGUGGCAAAGAAUUAAACAGAUCUAUCAAUCCAGAUGAAGCUGUUGCAUAUGGUGCUGCUGUUCAAGCUGCUAUACUAACAGGUGAUAAAUCGGAAAUCAUUGAAGAUCUCCUUUUACUUGAUGUUGCACCAUUUUCAUUGGGUAUCGAAACAACUGGUGGUGUUAUGACAGCAUUAAUUAAACGCAAUACAACAAUUCCAACAAAAAAAACACAAACGUUUUCAACUCAUUCAGAUAAUCAAACUAGUUUUAAAAUGAAAGUUUUUGAAGGUGAAUGUGCAAUGACAAAAGAUAACCGUUUACUUGGCAAAUUCGAACUUUCUGGUAUUACACCAGCUGCUCGUGGUGUAGCAGAAAUCGAAGUUACAUUUGAUAUUAAUGCAAAUAGCAUCUUAAAUGUUUCAGCUGUUGAGAAAUCAACUGCCAAUAAAAAUAAAAUCACAAUUACAAAUGAUAAAGGACGUUUAUCAAAAGAAGAAAUUGAAUGUAUGAUUGCUGAUGCUGAAAAAUAUAAAAACGAAGAUGAAAUACGACGUGAUUGUAAUGAAGCCAAGAGAUCACUUGAAUCAUAUUGUUUUAAUAUACAAGCAACAAUCAAUGAUCAAAAAUUAGCAGAGAAAAUAAAUGGUUAUGAUAUGAAGAAAAUGAUCGAUGCUAUUGGAAACACGUUAAAAUGGUUGGAAAUUCAUGAUUUUGUUGAAAAAGAAGAAUUUGAAUAUCAAUUAAAAGAAAUUGAUAGAAUAUGUUCACCAAUAAUGCAAAAACUCAAUUUAGACAAAGGUGGCCGAACGCGUAAGCUUGGUAAACCCUAA
Messenger RNA from Adineta steineri, 1872 nucleotides. The record is from the annotation of a GenBank genome assembly. Lineage: Eukaryota; Metazoa; Rotifera; Eurotatoria; Adinetida; Adinetidae.